Molecule: messenger RNA, 7209 nt
Organism: Talpa occidentalis (Iberian mole)
Lineage: Eukaryota; Metazoa; Chordata; Mammalia; Eulipotyphla; Talpidae
Gene: PCNX2
Product: pecanex 2
Exons: 34
Coding region: 1-6384 (2127 amino acids)
Cellular component (GO): membrane
Source: RefSeq, a predicted model, not a curated record
AUGGGCUCCCAGGUGCUGCAGCUGCUUCGGCAGGGCGUGUGGGCCGCGCUCACCGGCGGCUGGUACCACGACCCGGAGCAGAGCAAGUUCACCAACAGCUGCCACCUCUACCUGUGGCUGUUCCUGCUGCUGCUGCCCCUGGCCCUGCACCUGGCUUUUCCUCCAAAUGCCAUCACUAUAUUUUUUUACUGCAGUUCAGUGACUGUAUUCUUCACAAUAAUUAAGUUGAUCAGUUAUCGCCUACACCUCAUGUUUGAUAAAGGAGAAAUAAUUCAGCAAAGGCCCCCCAGAAAGAAAGAAAAACCGAAUAAAGACAAGGAGGCCAACAGUGAACAUAUCAUUAAUCACAAAAAUCCAAGCAAUAACGGGAGGAUUACCAAUGGCAAAAAGGAGGAGCCCAGUCGAAACCUGUCUACAUCUCCCCACCACUGCAGCUCCAGAGGGCAAAGCAUAAACUCUCACCACUCUUCUGGGCUACUGGAGUUGCCAGCACAGGAAACUGUGGAAGAUCUCAAAGAUGUGGUCCUGUCAGAAGACCAACCUGUGGCACCAGUGUCAUCUACCUCACCUGGUAUCAAAACAGAAAGCUUACCUGCUUCCAAAGCAUAUGUGCCGGAUACCACAACCACAUCGGCAAUACCUGUGACACCAGUUGUAACAGAAACUCUAAUCAAAGGCAAGGCAAGAGGAGGCAAGGGGAAACCUCCUCUUCGCCACAGAUCUGAGGGCGGCUUAGUGGAUAAAGAUGUCUUAAAGAAGUUGCCACACCUGUCUUUGUCUCAGUAUGACAUACUAGAAACAGAUGUUUCUUUCCAGCCUUGGGGGAGUGAGAAUUCAGUCCUGAUUCCAGAAUCUGUGAAUUAUGCCCAGGCCUCCAUAAGGGAACAGAUGCAAAGCAAGUCACCCCAGGGCAGCUUGAGCAGUAGCUGCCCUCAGUGUGACACCGUUAUCACCAAAUCGACACAGGAGCUGGUAGAUGGCUCCAGGCAGGUGGACCCUCCCUCGAACCAGAAAGUAGACUAUUCAGAUAGUGAAGUAGCUGUUACUCUUAUUGAUACCUCUCAACCCGGAGACCCUCUGAGUCUGCAUGAACCUAUUAAAAUUGUCAUCACCAUGAGCAGUAGCCCAAACUCUAUGACAGACUUGGAAAGUUCUCUCCACCUGAAAGUGAUUGGCACUGAAAGAACUGGUUUAAAGUCUGAUGUGGAGCUAACUACCCCAGGGGUGGUCAGUUCUCCAAGCACUGAACAGAUAAGAAUUCCUGUCAUCACCCUUGAGCUAUCUGAGGAUGGGGGAGGAGACAUUAUUUGUCCAGAAGGCAAUAGAAGUGAAAGGACUCCAGAGAGGUUGAUGGUGGAGGCAUCCUCCAAUCCGUGUUCUGGCUAUGAAUCUGCAGAGGGAGGAAAUGCCACGAAGGAUGUUAGCCUUUCCCCGAGAGACCACUGUGAAACAACUCCGCCUCUCACACCUAAUGUGGUCUCUGAGCCUGAGGAAGGAAAGGAAGGCCAGGCUAACCUUGACCCAUCAUGUUGCAAAACCAGCCAUGAAAAGAGACACACCAGGGUCCUCAGUGUAGACAGUGGGACAGAUGUCUUGAGUAAGAGCUCCACAGAAAUGAUUAAUGAUAAAGAAAAAACAAUGCCAACUUCCAAAUCUGACCUAGAGGCUAAAGAAGGACAAAUACCAAAUGAAUCCAACUUCUUGGAAUUUGUCUCCCUGUUAGAAUCAAUUAAUACUUCCAAGGUGGUGGCCACCAACCAAAAGAAUGGCUUGGCAGAGCAGAACAAAGAAACUGAGCAUCUCCGAGAUAACUGCUCCCAGGAGAAAAAGGAGGACAUCCUAGAAAGCGAAAAGCCUGCUAGGUGCAAUUCCAAGCCAGGAAAACCAGAGAUGCCAAAUCAAGACCCAGUUAGCACCAGCCCUGCGCUCACUGAACCUGCCAAGAUCACCACCCUUUUCCAGGGCAAUAGACAAAGACAAAUAAUCUACAGGGUAACUUCCCAACAAGAUAGUUCUGUCUUGCAAGUCAUCAGUGGGCCUGAAACAUCCGUGCAAGAUGAGAUAUCUAUGGAUGCUAUGCAUGUCUUCAUUGAUGAGCACGGAGAAAUUAGAUCUUGUUAUUUAAAGUCUGGAAAUCAGAAAGAAGGCCCUUUACAGCAGCAGCCAUCAAAUCACGAUGUAGUCUCUCGUGCUCGAGAGAUACAGGUCAGUUCCUCCAGUACCACGACUUCUGAGAGUCAAGAUCCUUCUUCUGGGGACCCCGCAGUCAGCGCCCUCCAACAACAGCUAUUACUAAUGGUAGCUCGGAGGACCCAGUCAGAAACCCCUCGGCAUCUAAGUCAAGAUCUGGAAGACUCAUCAUGUUCUUCAACACAAGGAAAAUUUAACCGAGAGCAGUUUUACAAAUUUAUCAUUUUUCCUGGCAAGUGGAUUAAAGUCUGGUAUGAUCGACUUACCUUGUUGGCGUUACUUGAUCGAACUGAAGAUGUCAAGGAAAACGUGCUGGCGGUUUUGCUCAUUGUCCUGGUUUCCCUGCUUGGAUUUCUGACAUUGAACCGAGGUUUUUGCAAAGAUAUGCGGGUACUGCUCUUCUGCCUAGUCAUGGCCAGCUGCCAGUAUUCCCUUUUAAAGAGUGUCCAGCCGGACCCUGCCUCACCAGUACAUGGACACAACCAAAUGAUAACAUACAGCAGACCAGUCUAUUUUUGUGUGCUGUGUGGCCUUAUUUUGCUUCUCGAUGCAGGGGCCAAAGCCAGGUACCCUCCCACUUACGUUGUCUAUGGCCUGAAGCUCUUCUCUCCCGGGUCCCUCCAAUCAGCUAGGGACCUCUUAAUAGUAUUUUUAUAUUGCUUCCCUGCAAUUUCCCUCCUUGGACUCUUCCCACAGAUCAACACUUUUUGCAUUUAUCUUUUGGAACAAAUUGACAUGCUGUUUUUUGGAGGUUCUGCUGUUUCUGGGUUGACAUCAGCCGUCUACAGUGUGGCCCGGAGUGCUGCAGCAGCUGCCUUGCUCCAUGUGUUCUGCUUCAGUGCGGUGAAGGAGCCAUGGAGCACACAGCACAUCCCAGCCCUGUUUUCAGCCUUCUGUGGCCUCCUGGUUGCACUUUCCUACCACCUGAGCAGGCAGAGCAGCGAUCCCUCUGUGCUCCUGUCCUUUGUUCACUGCAGAUUGAUUCCUAAAUGUUUACAUCAAAAUCUGGAAGAGCUGGCUGCAGACCCUCUCCCCACGAAGAUGAAGGAUUCAGUGAAGGAGAUCUUAAAAUCGGAUGUCAUCAUCUGCUCGGUGGCUGCUGUUUUAUCGUUUGCAGUCAGUGCCAGCACUGUGUUCCUGUCUCUGCGACCAUUUCUCAGCAUCGUGCUGUUUGCCCUGGCCGGCACUGUGGGCUUUGUAACCCAUUACCUGCUCCCUCAGCUCCGCAAGCACCAUCCGUGGAUGUGGAUUUCACACCCUGUUCUUAAAAACAAAGAGUAUCAGCAGCGGGAAGUGAGAGAUGUCGCCCAUUUAAUGUGGUUUGAAAGACUCUACGUUUGGCUUCAGUGUUUUGAAAAAUAUCUCUUGUACCCAGCAAUAAUUUUGAAUGCCCUCACUAUUGAUGCAUUUUCAAUAAGCAAUUACCGGAGACUUGGUACCCACUGGGAUAUCUUUCUGAUGAUCAUCGCUGGCAUGAAGCUGCUGCGGACCUCGUUCUGUAACCCAGUUCACCAGUACAUUCACCUGAGCUUCACCGUGAUCUUUUUCCACUUUGACUAUAAAGAUGCUUCGGAGAGUUUCUUACUGGAUUUCUUCAUGGUGUCCAUUUUAUUCAGCAAGCUCGGGGACCUGCUUCACAAAUUACAGUUCGUCAUGACAUAUGUGGCUCCUUGGCAGAUGGCUUGGGGAUCUUCAUUUCACGUGUUUGCUCAGCUCUUUGCAAUCCCUCAUUCUGCCAUGCUUUUCUUCCAGACGAUCGCCACAUCUGUCUUUUCAACCCCAUUGAGUCCGUUUCUCGGCAGCGUCAUUUUCAUCACCUCUUACGUCAGGCCAGUGAAAUUCUGGGAGAAAAACUACAACACAAGGCGUGUGGAUAAUUCCAACACAAGGCUGGUGGUCCAAAUUGAAAAGGAUCCAGGGAAUGAUGACAACAAUCUCAAUUCCAUCUUUUAUGAGCACCUGACCCGGGCCCUCCAGGAGUCUCUCUGUGGAGACUUGGUCCUUGGUCGAUGGGGGAACUACAGCUCCGGCGAUUGCUUUAUUUUGGCUUCAGAUUAUCUCAAUGCUUUCGUUCAUCUAAUUGAAAUCGGCAAUGGUCUUGUUACCUUUCAACUUCGGGGACUGGAAUUCCGAGGAACUUACUGCCAGCAGAGAGAGGUGGAAGCCAUCAUGGAAGGUGACGAGGAUGACAGAGGCUGCUGCUGCUGCAAACCAGGUCAUUUGCCUCACCUGCUGUCCUGCAAUGCUGCCUUCAACCUCCGCUGGCUCACCUGGGAGAUCACGCAGACGCAGUACAUCCUGGAAGGCUACAGCAUCAUGGACAACAACGCAGCCACCAUGCUGCAGGUGUUUGACCUCCGUAGGAUCCUCAUUCGUUACUACAUCAAGAGUAUAAUAUACUACAUGGUCACGUCUCCCAAACUCCUCUCCUGGAUCAAGGAUGAAUCACUUCUGAAGUCCCUGCAGCCUUUUGCCAAAUGGCAUUACAUUGAGCGUGACCUCGCAAUGUUCAACAUUAACAUCGAUGACGACUACGUUCCGUGUCUCCAGGGCAUCACGCGGGCAAGCUACUGUAAUGUUUAUCUGGAAUGGAUCCAAUACUGCGCGCGGAAGAGGCAAGAGCCUUCAAAGAACCUGGACAGUGACGAGGACUCUGCUUUGGUGACUCUGUCCUUUGCCCUGUGCAUCCUGGGGAGGAGAGCGCUGGGGACAGCAGCUCACAAUAUGGCCAUCAGUCUGGAUUCCUUCCUGUAUGGUCUCCACACGCUCUUCAAAGGAGACUUUCGAAUCACAGCACGAGACGAGUGGGUCUUUGCAGACAUGGACCUGCUGCAUAAGGUGGUCGCUCCAGCUAUCAGAAUGUCACUGAAGCUUCACCAGGACCAGUUCACUUGCCCAGAUGAGUAUGAAGACCCUGUGGUCCUCUAUGAAGCCAUCCAGUCCUUUGAGAAGAAGGUGGUGAUCUGCCAUGAGGGUGACCCAGCCUGGAGGGGUGCAGUGCUCUCCAACAAGGAAGAGUUGCUCACCCUGCGGCACGUGGUAGACGAGGGCACUGAUGAGUACAAGGUCAUCAUGCUCCACAGAAGCUUCCUGAGCUUCAAGGUGAUCAAGGUUAACAAAGAAUGUGUCCGAGGACUUUGGGCUGGACAGCAGCAAGAGCUCAUCUUCCUCCGGAACCGCAACCCGGAGCGCGGCAGCAUCCAGAACAAUAAGCAGGUCCUCCGAAACUUGAUUAAUUCUUCCUGUGAUCAGCCCCUGGGGUACCCCAUGUAUGUCUCCCCGCUAACCACAUCCUAUCUAGGGACCCACAGGCAACUGAAGAAUGUCUGGAGCGGCCCCCUCACUUUGGACUGCAUCAGCACGUGGCUCCGAACCAAGCUGUUAAGAAUGCGGAAGGACUGUGAUGCUGGCCAGCAGAACAGUGGCAACAUUGAAGAUGUGGAUGGAGGAGAGGCUCCAUCCACAGGGGGGAGCAACGCCCCAAGUGGGGAGAGUCAGGAGAGCAGCACAGAACAGCCCAGAAAAGAGGGAAACCACCACUGGUCACCUCGUGAAGGGACACGGAGGACAGGCAGGAGAAAAGGCAGGAGUCAAUCUGUCCAGGCACAUGGGACAUUAAGCCAAAGGCCGCCCAUCCUGAGCUCAUCGGGCCCCAUCCUAGAGAGCCACCAGGCCUUCCUCCAGACAUCCACAUCGGUCCACGACAUAGCCCAGCGGCUCUCGGGCAGCCGGCCCUCCUUCCACACCUCCACCACGUCCCUGCACUCUCAGCCCCCGCCGGUCACCACCACGGGCCACCUGAGCGUGCGGGAGCGGGCUGAGGCACUGAUCAGGUCCAGCCUGGGCUCGUCCACCAGCUCCACUCUGAGCUUCCUCUUUGGCAAGAGGAGCUUCUCAAGCGCGCUUGUCAUUUCUGGCCUCUCUGCUGCAGAGGGGGGCAACACCAGUGACACCCAGUCAUCCAGCAGUGUCAACAUCGUGAUGGGCCCCUCGGCCAGGGCCUCCAGCCAGGCCACACGGCACUUCUCUGAUCCAUGUGAACCCACGGAGACCACCGAGCAGGGGCAGCUACGCGACCGCCGUCUGGCUGAGGCCGUGGUAGGGAAUGUGGGGGUGAUCUGCAGAAGAGCAAGCCAGGAGGACAUGGGCCUGGACGACACCGCCUCCCAGCAAAGUGCCUCCGAUGAGCAAUAAGGGACCUCGGGCUGGGAAGGAGCGCCAUGCAAUUAGGGCAGAAAUGGAAUCUUCAGAUUUUACCUCUUUCUCCCUUGCGCGCUCCCAAAGCAAAAGGAACAGAUUCUGUGUCCCAUGUGAGACUAUUCCCUUGGACAAACAAGAACUGUUGUAGAAAUCAAAAUAACUUUAUCUCAGGUCCUUGAAAACAAUCUCAUAUGAUAAAAGAAAAUAUGGACACCAGGCCUUCUCGUCCCCAGCGGGGCUCGGGGCUCACUGCCCCAGAGCUGCAGGACAUAGGAGGAACAGAACACUUCAGCAUCUGAAAAUGCAAACAGAAGCCAUGUCAUAGCUUAAGGCACGUAGAGUAAGUAGCGCAUAUAAGUCUUCGCUGCCCUGAUGAAAAUAAGACAACUGCAUGUUAACUAAUGGCCGUUUGCUAUAUCACCGUUACCAUGAAAAAGAAAUGAGCAACGACAUGUGUCAUGCCAUCCAUGCGCCAAGGUUCAGUCUUUGUGUAGCGAAAAUCUCUCUUCUUUCUAAUAUUUAUGCAGAUGUUAAAGUAAAACCAGUUAACAGCUUUUCUGAAAGAAAUGUGAUAGUGCAUGCAGUCACAUCUACAGUAUUCUGUGAAAGAGCCCAGCACUACCUUACAAUGCGUUGAGAAAUCCGGUCAAGGCAAGCGUGGAGAGCCAGGCCGGAGUCUCGUGAUGCACAGCUGUAGUCAAAGCUUUUCCUCUGCGCUGGCCUCCCUCGCCCGCGCUCCUGUGCGCUGCUUCUCCAAGCAAUCCCUACUGUAUCGCUUGCACAUGCCUUUGUUUUUGGAAUUAAAAUGUUUAUAUUUAU